Messenger RNA from Lecanosticta acicola, 916 nucleotides. The record is from the annotation of a GenBank genome assembly. NCBI's taxonomy places the organism in Eukaryota, Fungi, Ascomycota, Dothideomycetes, Mycosphaerellales, Mycosphaerellaceae.
AUGUCUAUACCGGCAGUCAAUCCGAGCUACGACCACGUCCGCCGCAAGAACAGCUCCAAGUCCUUCGUCACGCGCAACGACAGCUACCGACGAUCGACUCGCGGGAGCGACGGCACUGUCAACACCACAAGCAGCGCAAGAACCAACAUUACGGCGCCUCCGGAAUAUAGCAAGAAGUUCGUCGUCGUCGGCGACGGAGGAUGCGGCAAGACAUGUUUGUUGAUCAGCUACUCUCAAGGAUACUUCCCGGAGGUGAGUCGCAUCGAGCGCAAGAGAUGGGUGUGUAUGCUGACGAAAUACCAGAAAUAUGUCCCGACAGUGUUCGAAAACUACAUUACCACAGUCGAGCACAAACCGUCUGGAAAAGGUGUUGAGCUUGCACUCUGGGACACCGCCGGACAGGAAGAAUACGACAGGCUGAGGCCGCUGUCUUACCCGGAGACUGACCUACUGUUCGUCUGCUUCGCCAUUGACUGCCCCAACUCCCUCGAGAAUGUACUCGACAAGGCAUGUCAUCAAUGCCCUUUCACAAACAUCGCAGCCGCUAACCCGCGUCCAGUGGUAUCCAGAGGUCCUCCACUUCUGCCCGACAACGCCCAUAAUCCUCUGCGGUCUCAAGUCCGAUCUUCGACACAAACGCACAUGCAUCGAGCUCCUCAAAACACAAGGUCUGACACCUGUCACUCAACAACAAGGCAAAGCUGUCGCGCACAAGAUGGGCGCCAUGUACAUGGAAUGCUCCUCAAAAGAAAUGUCCGGCGUUCAUGAGAUAUUCGACACCGCGAUCGACAUCGCUGUUCGCGGGCAAGAUCAACCUGAUAGCGACAUAAUCAUACCCGCCAGCAGGAACGGAAACGGCUCAAGUGGAGGAAUGGUGGUGAAAAAGAAGAAGCGGAGUAACUGCAAGAUCCUCUAA